Naegleria fowleri is the source of this 423-nucleotide messenger RNA. RefSeq lists its product as uncharacterized. The transcript has a single exon. The coding region runs from base 1 to 423 and encodes 140 amino acids. The record is from RefSeq and is a predicted model, not a curated record. Lineage: Eukaryota; Heterolobosea; Eutetramitea; Acrasida; Naegleriidae.
AUGAAACGUCGACUGCUUGUUCCCUAUUUGGUUCCAUCCUUGGCCAUACUGGUGUGUGCAUUCUUCUCGGAAGGAAUUAGAACUUAUUGUCCAAGUAUGCAAUCAUGUGUCAUUUUGACCUUGUUGGGAAUUCUUAUUGGAAUUUAUGGAUUUACUUUAUUAAGGUUUUCUUAUAUGAGAUAUUUGUAUCGAUUGUUGGCAAUGAAUGAAUCUUCGGAGAAACAAAUCAAACUCCAUCGAAUGCUUUCGUCUGUUUUGUUUGGAAUUAUUGGUUCAUUAUGUUCUGGACUUUUAUAUGGACUGGUUUGGCUAUUGAUUGCCAUUAUUUACUUUUCCACAAAUGGGUAUAAUCCAAAACCUCAAUUAGGAAUCAAUAUCAUGUAUGUGAUUCAGGUUUUCAUUCCAUGUGUGUUAGAAUAUUAA